AUGACAAUUCAGGCACAGUUUGCACAUUCUGCACACAUUAGAACCACACCAGAACGAUAUACAAAGUGACAACUUGCCCAUCUCAUAAUGGCUAAAUUCGUCGUUUUCCUCGCCGUCGCCUUGGUAGUGCUUGUAAGCGUCAAUGCCGCAGACGAAUUGAGGAAAUGCUAUCAAUGCACUUCUUGCAAAGAUGUCUCCGAGAAAAAAGCAACUGACUGCGCAGACGCGUCCCUAAAAGGAUGUUUCAUCAGAGGUGACCCUGACAAAGAAACUUGGGCGCGUGGAUGUGCCCCCGACGAGGAAACCGCUUGUGCAGCCUUAGCCGAUGGUCACGAAUGCUCUUUCUGCGAAGAGGAUGAAUGCAAUUCCGGUUCCUUCGUGGCCGCCUCCAUCAUGAUGACCGUCGGUCUUGCCGCCAUCGUUAACAUGAUGCGCUUUUACCAGAGACCAUCUAACUAUAGAAUGGCUAAGUUCGUCGUUUUCCUGGCCGUCGCCUUGGUGGUGCUUGUAAGCGUCAACGCCGAAGAAGACGCUUUGAGGAAAUGCUAUCAAUGCAAUUCUUGCAAAGAUGUCUCCGAGAAAAAAGCAACUGACUGCGCAAAUGCGAACCAAAAAGGAUGUUACAUCAGAGGUGACCCAGACAAAGAAAAUUGGGAUCGUGGAUGCGAGGUCGACGAGAAAACCGCUUGUGCCAAAGAAGAAUCCGACACGUACAAAUGCUCUUUCUGCGAGGAGGAUGAAUGCAAUUCCGGUUCCUUCGUGGCCGCCUCCAUCAUGAUGACCGUCGGUCUUGCCGCCAUCGUCAACAUGAUGCGCUAAACGCCAUUUCGUUUUAAGCCGUUCAUGUCAUUAAUUGAAAUAUUAAAAUAAACGGAAUUAUUUAAUUAA
This is a messenger RNA of Dalotia coriaria, 888 nucleotides long. RefSeq lists its product as uncharacterized. Lineage: Eukaryota; Metazoa; Arthropoda; Insecta; Coleoptera; Staphylinidae. The record is from RefSeq and is a predicted model, not a curated record. The transcript has 4 exons. Bases 88 to 819 code for a protein of 243 amino acids.